GGUGAAUCCUUUUCUAAACCCUUUCAGUCGAAGUUGGAUGCAGGAUAUAGUGAUUCUAAUCGAUCAGGAGACUCAUGAUGUUGCCACGGUUAGUUUUUCUUCUCUUCAUUUUACCUCGGUAUAUCUCUGCUCUUUUCUUCGGCAGAUUUUUCUCAUUGUUUGGACCAGAUCCUAGACUCCAGGCGAGCUGUACGGGUCAGUGUAUGUUUGACCUCUCCUGCCGACUAAAAUAUGGACAGAAAGCUGGAGAAUGUGGAGGAUUUUAUCAGGUUUGUUGUACCUUUGAUGGGUUCGGUAGAGCUCUAGGUGGGAGUAACAUCAGGCAGGAUCGCCAGCUCAAUCUACAGGAUUUUGGACCUGUUGAGAAUGAACGAGGUUGCGGCAGAUCCGGAGUUUCCUCUAGGUCCAGAAGAGUUGUCGGAGGAACUGAGGCAGGGUUCGGAUCCUUCCCUUGGAUUGCUCUCAUUAGAGGAGGAAACUCCAGAUGUGGAGGGGCCCUGAUACGACCAUCUUGGGUUAUCACAGCCGGACAUUGUGUUAAGACAGCUCAGUGGCCCUCAAGAUACAGGGUUUAUCUAGGGGAGUACAAUCUUUACCAGAACAGCGAGCCUAUGCCGAGACAGAAGUUCUAUGUCAGUGAAAUAGUUCUGCACCCUAACUACCAGUUCACACCCCAGGCUGACCGCUACGACGUGGCAUUAUUAAAACUUGACCGGCCCGCUACUCUUAUGCCGCAUAUAUCUCCGAUCUGUUUACCUGAUCCUGUAGAACUAGAGACUGGAGAGAGAACUAUAGUUGCAGGUUGGGGAGCUACCCAACCUGAUCAGGGUUCUAGACCUAAGGUUCUCCAGGCUGUGGAUGUAUAUACGUUAAAUAAUACAGAUUGUGAAUCCUGGCAUCUAGCGGCAGGAAUCAGAGUAAACAUCUACCCUGAGAUGAUGUGUGCUGGACACCAGGAGGGUGGAAAGGAUGCAUGUCAGGGAGAUAGUGGUGGUCCUCUUAUGCUCAAGGAUGAGACGGGAAAAUGGAAUCUUGUUGGUGUAGUGUCUGCUGGAUACAGCUGCGCUAAACCCGGUCAACCCGGGAUUUAUCACAGAAUUUCGGAGUCCUCUUCCUGGGUUAGUUAUGUCACCAAGAACGAAGUAUGAUUUUCCGUUAAACCUUUUCUCCCUCUCCAUCCUAUUCUUCUCUCACUCAUCUCCAACUUUUUCUACUCCCACUCCUCUCCAUCCUGUUUUCCUUUGUGUUCUCUUCAUCUUUUUUUCUGAUAAUCUCCAUUCUAUUUUUAUCCUAUUCUAAUUUUUCUUCCUCCAAUUUUAUUAUUCUUCAUUUCAUCUCCCAAGUUUUCCGUAUCCUGUUUUCUAUUUAAGUCCAUCCUAUAAUUGUGGUCUUUUAGACUGAGGCAUCCAACCCCUAAUCUAUUAGACUGAGGAAUCCAAACCCUAAUCUAUUAGACUGAGGUAUCCAAACCCAAAUCUAUUAGACUGAGGAAUCCAAACUCUAAUCUAUUAGAUUGAGGAAUCCAAACCCUAAUCUAUUAGCUGAGGAAUCCAAACCCUAAUCUAUUAGACUGAGGAAUUCAACCCUGGAUCUAUUAGACUGAGGAAUCCAAACCCUAAUCUAUUACCUGAGGAAUCCAAACCCUAAUCUAUUACCUGAGGAAUCCAAACCCUAAUCUAUUACCCGAGGAAUCCAACCCCUAAUCUAUUAGCUGAGGAAUCCGAACCCUAAUCUAUUAUACUGAGGAAUCCAAACCCUAAUCUAUUAAACUGAGGUAUCCAAACCCGGAUCUAUUAGACUGAGGAAUCCAAACCCGGAUCUAUUAUACUGAGGAAUCCAAACCCUAAUCUAUUAGAUUGAGAAAUCCAAACUUCUAUUGUAACCCGAUCUCACGUUAUCCCAGAUGUUCUCUUUUAAUCGACUAAAUAAUAACUAUGUUAUUAAUGGUAUUAUUUUAUUGUUAUGUAAUCGUAUAUGAACAAAAAUAAAUUUAACAUUUGUAACUUCAA
Messenger RNA from Eurytemora carolleeae, 2009 nucleotides. RefSeq names its product serine proteinase stubble. The transcript has 12 exons. Gene Ontology annotation, molecular function: serine-type endopeptidase activity. The record is from RefSeq and is a predicted model, not a curated record. Lineage: Eukaryota; Metazoa; Arthropoda; Copepoda; Calanoida; Temoridae. Gene Ontology annotation, biological process: proteolysis. The coding region runs from base 75 to 1148 and encodes 357 amino acids.